Messenger RNA from Grosmannia clavigera kw1407, 432 nucleotides. RefSeq names its product dash complex subunit. The record is from RefSeq and is a predicted model, not a curated record. The transcript has 3 exons. Lineage: Eukaryota; Fungi; Ascomycota; Sordariomycetes; Ophiostomatales; Ophiostomataceae. Gene Ontology annotation, cellular component: mitotic spindle pole body; mitotic spindle; mitotic spindle midzone. Gene Ontology annotation, biological process: mitotic cell cycle; attachment of spindle microtubules to kinetochore. The coding region runs from base 1 to 432 and encodes 143 amino acids.
AUGGCCUUCAAUCCGCGGGCAAUGUCUUCGGGACAUUAUCGACAAGCCUCUGCGUCCGACAACCUGAACGCUGCAGGGAUGUCGGCAAGCGUAUCGCUGCAGACACGUGUCAACGAGAAGAAGGAGGAGCUCGAGAAUCUGAAGCAGUUGCGGGACCUAAGCGCUGCAGUCGCUUCGCAAAUGGAGGCUCUCGAGAACAAGCUCUCGACGCUCUCUGAUGGCACAGAAGCGAUCGCAGUAGUCAUGGCCAACUGGAACAAUGUAUUGAGGGCAAUCAAUAUGGCAACGACAAAACUUCCUCGCGCCACCGAGUCCGAGGAUACGAUUGCACUUCCACAAAUGCUCGUCCGCAUUCCGACCGAACAUGCUCCCUCGCUCCAAGCACAAGCAGCCGAGGCUGGGAUCAUUUCUGACGAGCAGGAAGGCGCAUAG